UUCUCUCUUUCUUUCCAGACAUGCGAAAUUACUCUGUGCAGCCAUAGAUGUGUCUCUCAGCUGCACCGCCUCUUGUCUUUCCUCUUCCAGAUGCUGACAGGCUCCGAACCAGCGGACAGAGAGAAACAGGCUCUCCUCGUAUCUGCAUGGAAACUGGAUGGGGGGAAUGAAUAGCAGAAGGGAAGAAGGAGCAAAGUUGGUUAUUUUUCUGGCACAUGGAUGCAAUUACAUGGAGCACAUUCCAGAGGCGUUACUUUGAAUUCUGAGCAGGUCUGCCUGCCAUUCCUGAGUGGAGAGAAGUAAAAAAAAGGGGGAAGAAAAGUCUCUCUCACAGAGACGGAAUGUCUGCACUUUCUAUCCUGUUUCUAGCAUCCUGUUCCACUUGGCUGUCACGGGCUCAGAUAGAAUUUAAGAAAGUGGCCGAAGCAAAUAUUACUCUGCCCUGUCACCAUCGACUGUACCGCCUGGGGCAAACAAGCCUAGACAUAGAAUGGCUGCUAAAGAAUUCCGAUGCUGAACCGAAAGUGGUGAUAAAUUAUGCAGGAAGCAACACCUACACUUACUUUAAUGAUGAACAAAAGGGUCGUGUUUCAUUUGCCUCCAACAACCGGACUGGAGAUGCCUCUUUGGAGAUUUCUUUCCUGCAGCCAAGUGACGCUGGCCAAUACACAUGCAAAGUUAAAAAUGCCGGGCAGUAUGAAUGGACCCACAUAACCCUGAAGGUUCUGGAAAAACCUUCUAAACCCAAAUGCUGGAAAGAAGGAGAGAUGAUUGAAGGAAAAGAAAUCAGUUUACAGUGCAAUACUGUCUCUGGCACUACACCCAUAAUGUACAGAUGGGAGCGUAUAGAAGAGGAUGGAAAAGCUGGGUCCCUGCCACCCAUGGCACAUAUCAAUUUUUCCAAUCCUGCACAAGUUCUGCUGAAGAACCUCACAUGGAUGGCAACAGGGUUAUACCAGUGUACUGCCUCUAAUGAAGUAGGGCAGGAAAGUUGUGUUGUAAAAGUGACUGUGCAGUAUGCACAAAAUUUUGGCAUAGUUGCUGGAGCAGUGUGUGGAGCAAUGGGGGGCCCUGCCCUGGUUCUCUUGGCGGUGUGGCUGACAAUCAAGAAAAAAGAGAAGAAGAAAUAUGAAGAAGAAGAGACCCCAAAUGAAAUCAAAGAAGACGCAGAGGCACCAAAAGCCCGAUUAGUCAAGCCUGGCUCUUCCUCUUCUGGCUCCAGAAGUUCACAUUCUGGAUCCUCCUCAACAAGAUCAACAGCAAACAGUGCCUCCCGAAGCCAGCAGACAUUAUCAACAGAGGCCACUCCUCAUAUUACUCCAACGCAACAGAACCAGGUUGAGAUAGAUGGCAGGGAAACUGAGCCAAAGAAAAUAAACCACACCAACUUUAUGAAAACAGAAGCCACACCAACCAUGAUGCCUGCUCAGAGUCGGGUUUUCCAGUCAGUUUGAUUAUUCCACAUCUAUUCAGGCUCCAGCUAUGCCCAUAACACACACACACAAACCACCAGCACUAUAUUAGAUUGUUUACCUUCCAAGGGAGCUCCCCCACCACACACACUCAACCACUACAUAAUAAAACUCAUCACAGUAUUCUCUGCUACAGGUAGCCUUGAAAAGUGAACUCAUGAUGGUUUUUUUAUUAUUGUUUUUAAUGCUUUUUGUGAUUAACUCUUAAAGGAAGAAAAGGGAACACUGAAGCGGCAGGUGUCAAAUGCUGGAGUCUUGAACCAUUUUUUUAAAAUAAAAAAGAGACACAAAAAAUCCCAAUGGAUCUCUGAAGUGGAAAUUUAUUUGGUAGUUUUCAUGAAAUGUACACAAGAAGCAAUACUGAAGUGUGUCGGGGGAUGGGGGACGAUGGACAGUGUACUUCUCUUCUCUGUACUGGAAAUAACACCAUCCAUUUUUAGGAUGGAUAUUGCCAAAGUUAUGUUGUUGCUUUUAAAAAGGCCAGAAUAAAAUGGAAAGUGUGAUGAGUAAAACUUCUAAUUAAUGGUUUGGGAAAUCUUGUUGUAAAUAUAUUUGUGAAAGAAACACACAGACACCCAAAAUUUAAAGGAAAAAGCCAAUGAAAGUUUGUUUACAAAAUGCGACCAGAACUGUAGAAUUCCAUAGCUGAUUUUAAGAAUUCCUCAAAUUUUCCAAAGUACAAAAACACUUCCAUUAAUACUAUUUGUUACUGAAGAUAUAAAUUUAUAACUAGGCUGAUUUAAAAUGUUCAUACUGCAGCUGAUUGUUUUAAAGCCUAAAUUCUGACAUUUUAUCACAUUCAGAGUGAAACCACUAGCCUGACAUAGUACAAGAAUGAUUCCCAAAUGGUUGCUUAGAAAGUACCAGUGGAUCAUGUACUGUAUUGGCAAUUCAUUAAUGUUAGAUACAACACAAGGGGUUUCAAUAAAGGUUUCUCAAAGGAAACCAGGGGUGAAUUUUCUUCCUAAGAGAGAAAGGCCUUUACUUGGAGAGUCUCUGUAACAAAAUGUUUGGAAAUAUUUGAAGCAUGCUCCAGUAUGAUUACAAUCAGGUAUCUAGGAAUACUAAUGGUUCUAUCCAAUUAGUCCUACUCAGAGCAGACCCACUGAAAAGAAUGGACAUGAAUUAUUUAGGUCAAUUCACUUCAAUGGGUCUACUAUAAGUAUAGCUAGCUGGAUGCAACCCUAACAGUACCCCAUAUGUUUAUUCAGAAUUCUACUGUGUUGAAGAACAUGCUCCUAAUGUUCAUAGAGUAGUACUUUAAGUUUAUUAUCCCCAACUAAAGUACCUACUUUCCCCUUCUUCAAAAUAAACCUAAUACAGUGCCAAUGACUCCUGUUUGCAGGUCAUACUGAAUUCAUAUUAUGCACAUCCUUAACAUGAAUAAAUUAAAAUAUAAGGUUUAUGGACCACUGAACAGUUUUAUCACUGCACUGAUUUGAAUCACCAUAGAGAAGAUUGCAAGGUGGUCAACAGUUUAUGAUUUAUUGUAAAUUUCAUUUUUCAAACUUUUAACUAGGAAGCUAUUUAGAUCACUUUACUCAGGAUCUGACCCAAGUACAGAAAUGGAUUAAUGAUUUGUAUCACAAAAAAGAGGACACUGAAACAGUGAUAUGUGGCAGAA
Molecule: messenger RNA, 3096 nt
Organism: Podarcis raffonei (Aeolian wall lizard)
Lineage: Eukaryota; Metazoa; Chordata; Lepidosauria; Squamata; Lacertidae
Gene: CLMP
Product: CXADR like membrane protein
Exons: 7
Coding region: 342-1454 (370 amino acids)
Cellular component (GO): cytoplasmic microtubule; membrane; cell surface
Source: RefSeq, a predicted model, not a curated record